Messenger RNA from Branchiostoma belcheri (Belcher's lancelet), 1259 nucleotides. Its product is annotated as growth/differentiation factor 5-like. Bases 123 to 1259 code for a protein of 378 amino acids. NCBI's taxonomy places the organism in Eukaryota, Metazoa, Chordata, Leptocardii, Amphioxiformes, Branchiostomatidae. Gene Ontology annotation, cellular component: extracellular region. The transcript is spliced from 3 exons. Gene Ontology annotation, molecular function: cytokine activity; growth factor activity. The record is from RefSeq and is a predicted model, not a curated record. Gene Ontology annotation, biological process: SMAD protein signal transduction; BMP signaling pathway.
AGAACAGUGCGUUCUGUUACUUCGAUCCAGUUUUCCUGUGUCGGCUGGCGUAUCAGAUAUGUUCUUGGGACUCCGGCACGCGCGCACACUUCAGGUUUGGAUAGAGCUUUGUGAGGGGCAAAAUGGCGUGGAGAAGCAUCUUACUGGGCGCGCUGUGCGUCUUGCUCAUCUCAUCCCCAUCCUUCGGUAAGGAGGAGGCGGCGGGAAGGCGAGGAAACUUAAGCCCCUCGGAGCCCGGGGAGGAGCCGGGUAAAGCGGCGGUCCCCUAUCGGUACAUGCUCGGGCUGUACACUCGGAAGAAGGGCCUGGUGUCAGCCGUGGAGGCGGGACAAGCGGACACGGUGCGGGCGUUCGUCGACAAGGCUGUAGAUUUUAAACGGCUACGGGGUGAACACGACAAACGCCAUCGUUACGUCUUCAACACGUCGUCUCUCUCUAACGACGACGUGGUGUCGGCCAUCCUGCGGGUGUUCCGCGAGCCCACCCCGCUCACCGUUCUGGAGCAGGACGGUCCACCGGAGCGCGCCGAGCUGUACACGUGCAGGGGGCGUCACCGACGCGCUAGGCUAGACUCCAAAAACCUGUCCCCGAAAAGCGGCGAGUCCAAGACCUGGUACCAGUUCGACGUGCGUCACGCCGUCAGGAAGGCCGUGCGGAGGAACGUCGCCGUCAGCUGCUUCGAGCUGGUGGUGCGCUCCUUACGUUCCGGACGGGAGGUCAACGUCGUCAACGAAGGGUUCGGGCACGCCUCGCGCAGCGCGGACAAAACGUCCCUCCUCCUGGUGUCAUCCAAGUCGUCCGGCCCGCGAUCCAUCACGGAGUCACCUUUCAUCGGGGCGCUGGCGAAUGCCACCAGCACGGCGGCGGCGGUGGCCAGCGGCGGCGGGCGGGAGAAGAGGCGGUCCCGGCGGAAGAACGCCAGCCCGCGGGGGCGAGCCAGGCGGCACGGCUGCAUGCGGAGGUCGCUGCACGUCAACUUUCACGACCUGGGCUGGGAGGACUGGAUCAUCGCCCCCACCAACUACAACGCGCACUACUGCGCCGGAGCCUGCUCCUUCCCGCUACGGUCCCACCUGGAGCCCACCAACCACGCCAUCGUGCAGACACUCGUCAACUCUAUGAACCCAAGGGCUGUUGACCAGGUUUGCUGUGUUCCCACCAAGCUGAGCCCCAUCAGUAUCCUGUACAUUGACGGGAAGGACACGGUGGUCUACAAGAAGUACGACGACAUGGUGGCAGACCAGUGCGGCUGUCGGUAG